Psammomys obesus (fat sand rat) is the source of this 1458-nucleotide messenger RNA. RefSeq names its product cell division cycle associated 8 (gene Cdca8). The record is from RefSeq and is a predicted model, not a curated record. The transcript is spliced from 11 exons. NCBI's taxonomy places the organism in Eukaryota, Metazoa, Chordata, Mammalia, Rodentia, Muridae. Gene Ontology annotation, biological process: mitotic sister chromatid segregation. Gene Ontology annotation, cellular component: spindle midzone; chromosome, centromeric region; chromosome passenger complex. Bases 121 to 957 code for a protein of 278 amino acids.
CCGAGGAGCAGCCAGUCCCUCCGCAAGAGCUACGAGGCUUCCUGCGUCUGUGUUUUGGGAUCCACAGCUGCUGACCCGAUCGCUCGGCUCCUCGCUCGACGAAGCCCGCACUCCGGCGCCAUGGCUCCCAGAAAGGGCAGCAGCCGCGGGACCAAGUCAAACACGCUGCGGAGCCGGAAGCUCGCCUCCUUCCUGAAGGACUUCGACCGCGAGGUGCAAAUUCGAGCCAAGCAAAUUGAAUCCGACAGACAGAACCUUCUCAAGGAGGUGGAGAACCUGUACAACAUCGAGGUCCUUCGACUCCCUAAGGCCCUGCGAGAAAUGAACUGGCUUGACUACUUUGCUCUUGGCGGAAACAAACAGGCCCUGGAAGAGGCAGCAACAGCUGAUGUUGACAUCACAGAAAUAAACAAGUUAACAGCUGAAGCUAUUCAGACACCUUUGAAAUCUGUCAAAAAGCGAAAAGUAAUCCAGGUGGAUGAAGUGAUAGAGGAGGAGGAAGAAGGAGGAACGAGCCAUAAGAAUCUUCGAUCUUCAAGAGUCAAAAGAUGCCCUCCAUCCAAGAAGAGAAACCAGUCCAUACAAGGAAGAAGCAGAAGCAAAAGGUUAAGCCGUGACUUUGUGACACCAGCGUUGAGCAGGCUGGAGCCAUCUAUGGUGAAACCAACCCCAGGCAUGACACCUAGGUUUGAUUCCAGUGUCUUCAAAACCCCAGGCCUUCGCACUCCAGCAGCCAGAGAGCAGGUUUACAACGUCUCCGUCAAUGGCAGCCCUCUUGCUGAUAGCAAAGAGAUCUCCCUCACUGUGCCCGUGGGUGGUGGUGCGAGCUUGCGGUUAUUGGCCAGUGACUUGCAGAAGGUUGAUAUUGCUCAGCUGAAUCCAGAGGCCCUUGGAAACAUCAAGAAGCUCUCGAGCCGUCUUGCCCAGAUCUGCAGCAGCAUACGGACUGGCAAAUGAGAAGAUGACAGAGCAGCGCACAUGGCAGCAGAGACUGUGGUAGCAGAACGUUCACAUCUGUCCCUUCCCCUUGUUCUGUGUUGUGCUGGAUGGAGCCCUAGAGUUCACCUGCUGACACAUGCAGCAGGGCUUUCUGUCUCUCCGACAGCUCGGGUGUCUUGCUGCACACCUCUGGCUAGCAGGGAUUAGAUAGGGAACAGGCACAAAGGCCGUGUGUGCCUAGUGCCAAGUGACUGUGAGCUGACUGUACACCGCUUGGAGUGUUUUCCUGGAGGCCAGUGUGACUUGUGCCCGGGGCACAGGCAGGCUGUGCAGUCAGCAGUGGGGUCCAUCUCUCCUCAUUACCUCUGUUAUUUCAGUUCUCUAUUGGCACAAGUCUUUUGAGGUCUUUUUCUUUUGCUGGCUUUCAUACAUAUGAUUUUCUGAGCAGUCAUAUCUCAGCUGAUUUUCUUGCUGAAAGAUUGCUGUUCCCAAUAAAUUGUGGUUUGCUUUGGUUUUUAA